Messenger RNA from Tilletiopsis washingtonensis, 5187 nucleotides. RefSeq lists its product as hypothetical. Gene Ontology annotation, biological process: carbohydrate metabolic process. The record is from RefSeq and is a predicted model, not a curated record. The transcript has 7 exons. Gene Ontology annotation, molecular function: UDP-glycosyltransferase activity; hexosyltransferase activity. The coding region runs from base 107 to 4993 and encodes 1628 amino acids. Lineage: Eukaryota; Fungi; Basidiomycota; Exobasidiomycetes; Entylomatales.
UCCACACCGCCUCACACCACACUGGCAUCGUUGCGCCCCAUGCCAUCCACGCGCGCCGCCCUCCGCUCCAGCUAGACCUCGCAUAGCGCGCUGCUCUGCGCCCGCCAUGGCUGCGGCUCCGCACAGCCCCUCGGGCUCCGGCGCGUCAGCCGCUGCGGCCUCGCUCGAGCGUCUCUCGCUCUCCGACGCCGAUGCCGGCCGCUCCGGCACUUCAGCAGUGCCUCAGGACAGCCCAGCCGGAGCGCAGUCCGCGUCGCCAUUCAUGGAUCCCGACGACGUCUCUCUGCCGCCAUCGCCGCAUCUCGAGCCUACAUCGCCGCGCGGCAUCAGCGUCAUCUCCUCGCUCGCCGCCUCGCCCUGCCUCGGCUUUGGACGCGGCAGCAUUAGCGGCCCCAGCGGCGCAACGCAGCAAGCGGCGGUGCUGCACUCUGUGCCUUCCAUGCUCUCCCUUGAGCGCGAGGCGCACGAGAUCUUGGCGGCGCGUGGAGGGAGUAGUAGGAGCAGCGUGAGCUCUCUGGUCGGGCAGUCCGACGCACAGCCAGUGCCGACGCGCAGCGCAAGGAGCAGCGUGCACUCGCUCGUCGAGCAGCCUGAGGCACAAGCCGCGUCACCAACGCACGAGGUGGGACACGUGAUCAACCCCUCGCUCGUGCAGAUGCUCAGCAUGGUCGGCUCGCGCUUCGUCGAGGCGGAGUGCGGCGGGCUGCUAGAUGCGGAGGAUGGCGGUGCUACGCAGGAGGAGGGCGCGAUGCAGGGCUUGGACGCAGCUGCAGUGCGAGAGCAGACGCGCCUAUACGCUGGCCUCGACUCGGACGCGGAGGAGGAUAGCGCUGCGCUGCGAGAGCCUACUGCCGCUCCUCGCUUCGCCGGCUUUGCGCGCAGCGCGCGGCGGCAUGGCGUGCUCUCUGAGCUGAUCGACGAUUCUGCGACACCGAAGGGCGGCCACACACCGCUGGGCGCCUCUCUGGCCGGCAUAGGCGGCGGCACGAUUCGCAGCGGCAAGCCUGGCGUUCGUCGCGCGUCGGCCCUGGGCGGCGCAGACGCUACCGCUUCUGGCUCCUCGGGCACGCUGGCACGCAGCAGUGCGCCGCUCUCAGACCACGAGGGCGAGGGUGAUGGCGAGGAGAGCGCCAGCGAUAUGGCUGCGUCUGCCGAAUCUCUGUCGGCCCUGCAGGGCGGCGGGAGCGCAGCUUCCUCCACCUCGCUGCCGGCCUCGCAGCAUGGCCGCACAACGGAUCUCGGAGCUUCGAUGCACAUGCUCUCUUCUGCCGUGCUCGAUCCGCCCAGCGGCCGGCGCUCUGGCUCUGCGUCGCCCGAGACUAUCGCCGAUCCGCAGGCCGACGUUCUGACGGCACAGACGUCGCACGAGGCGCUCGAGGCCAAGCUGCGCAGUCUCUACUCGCUCGACGCCAACGAGACCCUGCUUGCGGUCCACCCUGCAUGGCUCAUGCGCUCCGUGCUGCUGCAAGGGCAUCUCUAUCUGACGAGCGGCCAUCUGCUCUUCUACGCAUACCUCCCCUCGCGCGGCGAAGGCGUGCUCAAGACUGGCCCGCUGCGCAAGCGCACCAAGCGCACGUUGCGCUUCAGUCGACACUGGGCCGUGCUGCGAGGGCGCGCACUCAGCUGGUACGACUCUGAGCGCGACCCGUACUUCCCACAGGACCACAUCGAUCUGCGGUCCGUCCUGUCCGUCGAGGCCACGAAUGAUGCGUCUUCAAGCUCGACGGAUGCUGAGGCCGGACACGCCGAGUUUCUCGUCCACACGCCUUAUCGCGUCUUUACGUUCAGCGCCGACUCGGCCGCAUCGCGUGACGCAUGGGUGCGCACGCUGCUCAAGGCUGUGCUGACGGCGCAGAACGAGGGCGAGAGCGUGCGCAUCUGCGUGCCGCUCGAGACGAUUGUCGAUGUGGACGCGGCAGACAACGGCACGAGCGCCUCGGCCCUCAACGCGGGCGUCAAGGCGGCGGUACCGGGCUUGGCAGAGGAGGUGCGCGAUGCCAGCGACGUCGUCUGUGUCAAGGUCGUCGAUGGCGCAGCAGAUGACUUCGCUGUCGACGAGUACUACUUCCUGCAUCUGAUAGAGCAGCAUGCCUUCCUCAAGAGCCUGCGCGAGGCUAUCGAACAGCACGUCACCAUCGAUGCGCAGCCUGCGGCGCUCGAACGACCAACGCCUAGCGUGCGCGACUCGACUUCUAGUCUGCGCACCCUGCAUGCUGCGCCUGGCAGUGCUGCACCGCACAGCACGAUGGCGAAGCCGCCAAGCCUGGAUGCGGCGCGGCACGAAGGCUCGCAGCCCUUGCCGAUUGCCGAUACGCGCAAGAGCGAGGGCCUGGCAUACACCUUGCCCUCGUCAUUCACUCCCGGCAGUGCCGAGUCGCACAAGACGAUGCUGGCCGUGACGCCCAACGAGCGAGCGACGACCCUGCCCACGGAGCCCACAUAUCCGCCAUGGUCGCCUGCGCGCUCGCGCACCGCAGCAGCAGCGCUGGAGCGCAGUGGUGCCAAUACGACGGGCGCGCCGUGGAGCGUCGCUGCGCCGCUGCCGGCGUGGGUGCGCGAGGCUGGCGGGCGGCUGCUCGCUGCAGCGCACGGCGCCGAGACCCUUGCGGCCUUAGCGCGGCGGCCACGACGCAAGGUGCGCGAGAGCUGGAGUCGGCCACCACAGCCGGGCGUGAUUGAAGGCGAGCGUCAAGUCGCGGCGGAGGCCGAGCAGCAGUGGACAAGAUCACGAGAUGGCAGCGACGGCAGCGUGCAGAGAUCGGCGUCCAGCUCUUUCGCCGUGCUUGAUGCACCAGAUGCCGAGGCGAACGACGCCGACUAUGAGGCGCAGUUCAGAGCGUCGUUCGUGCUGCCCGAGGACGAGGAGCUGCUUUGUCACAUCAGUGCGAGCCUGUACCGCGUGCUGCCUGUGACCGGCCGGCUGUUCAUCUCGACGCACUACGUCUGCUUCCGCUCCUCGCGCAUGGCCUCCAAGACGGUCGGGCGCACGCUCAUGAUCCUGCCCGUGCGCGAGCUCGUCUCGGUGGCGCGCAACAAUGCGUUCCGCUUCGGGCAACACGGGCUGGUGCUGAUGAUUCGCGGGCACGAAGAGCUCUUCCUCGAGUUCUCCUCCGCCGAGAGACGCGACUACUGUCUCUCUGUCAUCAAUGCACGCACGGAGAGCGUGCGUGCACAGGCGCCGUCGGAGGAGAACGAUGCACAGCCAAGAGUGGGGCACAGCAAGCUGGCGCAGGAGCGCGAGGAUGCGCUGCUGCUCACCGAUCUCGGGCAGCGGCUGAACUGGGCAGCGUCGCGACAGGCCAUCGCGUCGGGCGCCUCUUCCGCUGCGUCCAGUGUGUCUGAGCCCCUAGCACAGCAGCAAAUCGACGGCCUCACCUUUCAAUCGAGCGCCUCAUCGACGUUCCUCUCGCUGCGGCCGCCCUCCAAGCUGCACUUCACCUUCCUCACCAUCGGCUCGCGCGGCGACGUGCAGCCCUUUCUGGCGCUGGCGCGCGGCCUCAAGAGCGAGGGCCACGACGUGCGCAUUGCCACGCACGGCGAGUUCAAGAGCUGGAUUGAGGGCCACGGCGUCGAGUUCCGCGAGGUGGGCGGCGAUCCGGCGGAGCUGAUGCGCAUCUGCGUCGAGAAUGGCACCUUCACCGUGUCGUUCUUGCGCGAGGGCGUCUCGAAGUUCCGCGGCUGGCUCGACGACCUGCUGGCGUCGUGCUGGCGAGCCUGCCAGGGCACCGAUGUCAUCGUCGAGAGUCCCAGUGCGAUUGCCGGCAUCCACGUGGCCGAGGCACUGCAGGUGCCCUACUUCCGUGCCUUUACCAUGUGCUGGAGCCGCAGUCGCGCCUAUCCGCAUGCCUUUGCCGUGCCAAACAGCAAGGCGGGCGGCAACUACAACUACAUGUCGUACGUCAUCUUUGACCAGGUGUUCUGGCGCGCCUCGGCAGGCCAGAUCAAUGCAUGGCGCAAGAAAAUGCUCGGCCUGCGCUCCACGAGUCUCGAUCGUCUCGAGCCGCACCGCGUGCCCUUCCUGUACAACUUCUCGCCUCACGUCGUGCCGAAGCCGCUCGACUGGUACGACUGGAUCCAAGUGACGGGCUACUGGUUCCUCGACAAUCCCGACGGGCAGCAGGACAAGAAGUACGAGCCUCCCGUAGCGCUCGUGGCGUUCAUUGAGCGUGCGCGUGCCCAGAACCGCAAGAUCGUCUACAUCGGAUGGGGCUCCAUCGUGGUGCAAGACGCCGAAGCGACGACGCGCUGCGUGUACGAGGCGGUGCGCCGCAGCGGCGUCUGUGCCGUGCUCUCCAAGGGCUGGUCCGAUCGCCUCUCGGCGCGCAAGGAGGCGCCGAGCCUCGAGUCCGAGGACGUCUUCCGGGUCGACUCGGUGCCGCACGACUGGCUCUUCCCGCUGCUCGACGCUGCGUGCCACCAUGGCGGCGCGGGCACGGUGGGCGCCAGUCUGCGCGCCGGCCUGCCGACGAUCGUGAAGCCCUUCUUUGGCGACCAGUUCUUCUGGGGCGCACAGAUCGAGAGUCUCGGCGUCGGCAGCUGCGUGCGGCACCUCACCGCGGACGCACUAGCGCACGCCCUGACGCUUGCGACCGCACCUGGCUCCAAGCAAGCCGAGCGAGCACGCGCGCUGGGCGAGCAGAUCCGCCGCGAGGAUGGCGUGGCAAAUGCUAUCUCGGCGCUCUAUGGCAGCUUGGACUACGCAAGGAGCCUCAUCAAGCGAGACACGAGACUGCCGUCCGCCGCGCCCGUCAAGGGCGCUACGCCACUGCCUGCUCCCUCAAGCGUCGCGACUGCCGCUGCGGGCAAAGCUGCCUCAUCGGCGGUCGCUUCUGAGUCGCUGCAGCAUGCUCGUCUGGGCAGCAGCAGUGGCGACGCGGGCAGAGAAGGCCACCACAGCACCUCAAGCGCCAGUGCCUCCGACGCAGAAUGGUCCGUCGUCGGCGACGAGGAGCAGCCAAGUUUGGAGGGUAGUGCCUUGCUGUCUCCAUCUUAGAACGUUCCCCUCCCUCCUACAUCCCUCCAUCGCCGCAUUCCUUCUCCCCGUACUCAUCUCUUCCAGUCCGUCUGUACAUCAUCCCUACCCGUCACGUCGCACCCACUCUCUCAACAUGCUCUCGCCUCGCCCUCUUCAAAGUACCCUGCAGCCCUCACAAUACAUCUCCGCUUCCCCAGCCGCGCGAACGAAGG